Messenger RNA from Trypanosoma rangeli, 3540 nucleotides. RefSeq lists its product as uncharacterized. The coding region runs from base 1 to 3540 and encodes 1179 amino acids. The record is from RefSeq and is a predicted model, not a curated record. The transcript has a single exon. NCBI's taxonomy places the organism in Eukaryota, Euglenozoa, Kinetoplastea, Trypanosomatida, Trypanosomatidae.
AUGGUUUCAAGAGGGAAUGCAACCACAAGGGUGCGACCAUGUCGUGACGCCGAAAACCACCACCUCGGGCUGGGUAAGUCUCUUGGACAACCCAAAACGGCAAGCCGACGCCUAUCAACGCCUCUCAAUUCCUCCAACGCGUUAUUCUCAUUGGGGCCAUACACAUACAUCGUGCGCCAACCAGCGAGGAUGGAUUUACCGGGGGAGACCAGGUGCCGGGGUGUGAGCAACGGAAAAGGGCAAAAACAGUUGGGUGAGAGACGCCGCGGUGCGGCUGGGAAAAGGCAGAAGCAGGAAAGGGAGCAAGAUGAGGAGCCAACAUUGUGGACAUCGCCCGUUGCUACGCCACGAAAAGGCGAAAAAGAACUUGCCAUAGCAUCUGAGACGCCGGAUGCGUCGGCCUUCUCUCCACUACCAUACUCUCCAUGGCCAGUUGGCGCCAAUGAAAGCAAAAACUGCGACAACGGCUGCGGGGAGCAGCAGGAGCGUGGGAGAAACUCCGCUGCGUCCUCAGCCACACUUUUAAGUGAGCUACUCCGUCGAGUGCAAAAGAGUCGUGAGGUGGGAGUUCAUUCAUCCCCUCUUUCCGACCAACCCAAGGCUGCAGAGGAAGAAGAGAAAGAAAUGUGGACGUCACCCCAGCCUCGGAAGCAACAACAACAAAACUAUUAUCGUCAUGAGAAGAAGCAGCGAAGUACGCAUGGUUGUUCUUUGGCAUCGCGACUGGGCGGUGAUAUUGAGGAGCAGCGUAAUACCCCCGACCGCCAAGCCGCCCGACAUCGUGGUAACGUGGCACCGCGGUUCAUCGGAAUUGACGCGGGGCGCGGGGAGGGUGCCUUCACGGACAGAAAUAUCACUACGUCGGCAACUCCCCCCACUGACAAGUGUGCCAGCCUCGACACGUUGGAGUGGGGUGACAAACUGUGGAACGGCAUCAAAGAAGAUGAGGAGCGUCUUUGCCGUUGGAUCGCGCAGCGAGGGUUAUUCCCACGCGAGGACGCCGCCGCGCUGCGCGUCUUUACAGAAUAUCUGAAGAAGAAAACGGCGCGCUUGGAGCGCGACUACGAUGAACUUUUUUGGUCCUUGCGUCAGCACCCACCCCCGCAGCUGCACCACGUGGAGGAACGGCCUCACCGUCACGGUCAUCCCCCGCAGCCAUCAGAGAAGUUGACGGGACAACGGCGCGGUGCAACCCCCAGCGUCGAAGGGUCGUCCGGUGGUCACACCUACAGUAUCGAUGCAACGGCCGAUGCAGGAAGAAGCCUCCGGUCUGCAUUUGCACCAAGGCACUUCCUGACGAAAGGAACAGUGUGUCGGACAACUUGUUGGACCGGUGGUGGGGAGUUCAACCGUGAGACGUCCACAACGCCGACUUCGUGCUGCCGUGAUGGUGCCGGGAAGAGCACCCCGUUUGCAUCUUCACUGAGGGACCGUCGAUGGUCCGCAAAAAGGUUGCACACUAGCAACGGCUCUCGCGAGGUGUCUUUGUUCUACACGGGGCGCUCACUCGCGGCGGCGGUGGAUGGGACAUUGAGAAGAGACGCUGCUGCUGGACGCUCGUCGUCCCCCGUAUCGUAUUUGCAUUCGGCGCGCCAAGAGAAAAUCACAACGCGCCCGGGUCGUCAUCCCCCGACAGACCGAAGUACAUCGCCUACACCGCCACAGUACCAGCAGUGCCAGGAGGGGAAGGAGAUGCGUAACGUUGGAGAAGCAGAGGGAAAUGUUCCUACGAUCCUAGAGCCAAGGUUGAACACCUUGAGUGUAGGUGAGGCCGUCUCGACCGCAGCUCCCACUGCUGACUGCACCUCGCGUCCUCCAGCUGAAUCACACGUUUCUGCCGUUGUGCCCAAAAAAUGUUUUUCUCCUCCCAAUGCUGCUGGAAUAGAGGAUGUGUCGGCUCUGAUUCGCCUGCGCAGUUACUGCGGCCAGCUUGAUGCGCAGUUUAUGCGGCUUUUUCGUGAGGACGAGGCACAACACCAGUGCAGUGACGCUGAACGUGACAUGAUUGCGAGUGUUGCGGGGGCAACGAAGCGGGAACCCGCACAUCCACUACAUCGUGUGGGGGCCACGACAACAGAGGCCAUGAAUCGUAGUGGUCGCCGCUCCACACUUGUGUCUCCACCACCACCAACUUCCUUACCAACCGUCUCGGCUCUCCUUGCGGAGCCCCAGCAUGUACCAGAGACAGCUGGCAAGGACAACGCCUUCACUCAUUUUAAUGUAUCAUCUGUCUCCUUCCCCUCCUAUGGUGAGCGCGGUUCCAUCAGCGCAACGCACCAUGGCGUACAAUGGAAUGAGUCUUGUUCUGCAAAGGCGGUGAGCCACAAAUCAUUUCCAACAUUGCGAAGAGAUACAGGCAAUGAGGCACAUACACCCCCGGUGUCUUUGAUAUUCUCUACCUCGAGUGUGGAAGAUGGGCGCCACGGUGAUGGCAUCCAAGGUGUCAUGGAACUCCCAGUUCCAUUUGUAUCUUCCCGUUGUAUCAGCCCCACACCGCGUGAGAUACGCACAGUGACGCCGCCUGGUGAUAUCAAGGCAAUGGAGUGUGGGCGGUCUCUCGUUGCCUCCCAGGCGCCUGGUGUCAAACAGUCCAUGCAUUAUGCAUCCUCACUUUUGUCAGUUCCCACUAAAGGUUUAUCCUGGAAUGUGAAUAAUAGUCAUAAUACAGCUGACCAGAGUUCCCCGCCGAGGUCCGAGGAAAAUGUACCGGAAAUGGUGCCAACAUGGAACCCGGCAUCGAAGCGUUUGCAUCUUGUUGAAUCCGAUGUUGCGCUGGAGCAAACAGGCAGGGGAGUUACCAAACCCCCAAUCCUCGACAAGAGCGUGGCACCCGCAGACAGUAUCGGAGGCAGUGUCAGCUUGCAUGAAGCGGUGCUAUCAGCAGACCCAUAUGAAACGACAGUACCCCUAGACAGUUCAAAGAUAAAUCAAUCUCGACAAGUGCCCAAAUUAGUUGUCCACAAGUCAUCUGUCGUCCGGGCUGAGGGGGAAAGUGGUGGCACCUCAACAAACUCGUUUCAUAGUAGAACAAAGAAACCAGGGAGCAGGCGAAGAAAUAGAGGCCCUGGAAGUGUGGCAUGGAGCAGUAGCAGCAGUAGUAGUGAUAGUAGUCGUAGCGAAGGUGUUUGUGGUCUUGGCCUGAAGAAGCAAGGAAAGCUUCUCCAGAGUCCAAACAGGCGAGAGCGCUUUGGUCUUCUUAUGGGAAAUUCUACGUCUACUGCGGCAACGCCAAUUGAUCAAUCGCGCUCUUAUCUGAUGGCGACUAACCGAGUUGGUUGUAAUAUUUCCAAAACACAAGAGAAACGCAACGACAUGGGUUUUGUCAUCGGAGGGGAGGGGGAUGGAGGAGGAGGUUUGUCAGUGGUUCAUAGUGGUGGGAGCAAUCGGAGCACACCACAGAAAAAUGCAGGCCUCUUCUUUGUGGGUGUGAUUAACUCUGGGGGAAGUAAUGGCAGGAGUUACAAAGCGGUGGAGCGCCGUGACGGACGGGCGUGUGCCUCCCGUCCCCCUCGUUUUGGUGUUUCCAAGAAUAUUCACUGA